Molecule: messenger RNA, 3326 nt
Organism: Linum trigynum
Lineage: Eukaryota; Viridiplantae; Streptophyta; Magnoliopsida; Malpighiales; Linaceae
Source: the annotation of a GenBank genome assembly
UACCAAAAUUCCAUCAUAAAUAUAUCAUCAAAUCUACCAUACAAAUAAUGAACUCUCCAAAUAUAUUUAAUGCAACAAAUUCAAUAUAAUUUUUUUUUUACCAAAAAGCCUGCUUUUUCAAUUUCAACAAGCAAACCACCUUUAACCUCUUAGGCUCUUACUAAUCUCCUCUUAAGUGGGAGGAGAUGGUGUGUGCAAAAUCAGAAGGCGAUUUGGGUAUAAGAGUUUGCGUGGGUUCAAUGAAGUCAUGUUAGCAAAACAACUAUGGCGAAUCCACCAACGCCCACUGUCUCUGGUGGCGCGCGUAAUGAAGGUAAAAUACUAUAAGAAUUCGAGUGUGCUUGAAGCCUCGGUUGGUUCUAGCCAAGUUUCAUCUAGCGCAGUAUGAUGAGCGCUCAAGAAUUGCUACGUGGUGGGAUACGUUGGCGCAUCAGGGAUGAGAGUUUGGUACGUAUCUGGGGGGAUAAAUGGCUCUCGGAGGAACCUUACUAUGUGGUCGAUGCGCCAACAUGCUUGGAUGUGACGUCUAGAGUCAGAGAACUAAUUGACCCAGAGACAAGGUUUUAGGAUCUUCCGUUGGUGGAAGCUUGCUUUCAAUCGGGUACGAUACGACAGAUUUUCCAAAUCCCGCCGAGAGGAUGUGAAGAACAGGAUACGCUGAUUUGGGAAAAUAAUGAGAAGGGAGUCUACAUAGUUAAGGAUGGCAACCACUUUUGGUUCGAGGAUAUUAAGCGGAGGAAUGGGGUGAGCCAGAUUGGGAGUCCGGAAGUUUGGAACAAGCUAUGGAGGCUGAAAAUUCCUCCCAAAAUCCGAUACUUCUACUGGCAUUUUUGCUCGACAUGUCCUUCCAACGGAGGAUCACAUCAGUACCAAAAGCAAGAGGUGGGGGGGAGAUAAAUGUCCUUUUUGUGAUGCCCGAGAAACACAGACACACCUGUUCAGAGAGUGUGAGUGGGUUACCAGGAUAUGGAGAACAACGGAGCUUAGUAGCUGCUUUCCCAACAGAGGAAAUGGGGCUGCUAUGAAUGGUUUAAGGAGGUGAUGGCGAGAAAUGGGGAUGAGGUGUUGGAGAGCUGGUGUGUGCUCUUAUGGUUCUUUUGGAAAGAAAGGAAUGCUAUCUUUUCAAUGGCAAAAAGCUUGUGGAAUCCGAGAUUGUGCUGAAAGCAAAAUUCUUUCUUGAGGACUAUAAAGCUCGACAAUUAAAGAUUGUAGUUGAGCAGCACAGACACGAGGCUAAGGGAAGGAGCAUGCCACAGAAAGGGAGGUGCCAAUCAAUAUUGAUGUAGGGACAAUGGAGGAUGGAGUAACUGGGUUGGGACUGGUUAUUCGUGGGAAUGGAGGUCGAUUUUUGCUUGUUGCAGCGAGGAACAUUCCAAGCCAGGUGAACGUUGAAACCGCUGAAGCACUUGCAGCAGAGUUAGGAGUCCAGCUGGCGUUUCAAUGUCCCGGGAAGCGAUACAUCCUGGAGAUGGAUAGGCUGUCAUUAACAGGUAAAUUGGAAAUGAUGGUUGAAGUUCACACCGAGAUUGGAAUUAUAUGUAGGAUCAUCCGACGAAAGCUAGCUGAGUUAAAUGGCGAAUGUCGUCUUCUCCCAAAAUAGGGUAACAAGGUUGCUCAUGUGAUGGCCCAUGCCCAUGCCAAGUCCCGUUUGAAUGAACAAUAACGGUUUAUAUUGUUAAAUCAGUUAGUGCAGGACAAUGUAACAAUAGUUUCUUAUCAAAAAAUUUCAGCAGAUUCCCAUAAAAAAAAUCUAGUGAUCCAUGUCCGCUCAAAAUCUUUAACUUUCAAGUCGAUCUGGUAGAUUUUCUCUUCUUCGUUUUUCCUCAAGCCCAACCCAGUUAGAUUACGAGAUCCAGUUCAAACCCGUUCUGCAAAAUAUCUGCUACUGGAUCAAUUACUUGGGCUUUCCUUGUGCAGGCAGAUUCAGAUUGGAAGGAAACUACGAGGCGUCCUUCUCGUUGUCGUUCCGCCGGGAAACUGUUUGCCUAAUAGCGCAGAAGGAGGAGGGAGAGAAUAGAAAUGCAAACAAUUAUCAGACGGGGAUAAUUGAAAAGGAAAACUCUCGAAUUGGAAGUUGAAACCCUCUCUUCUGUCUUCUCGAUUGAUUCGGCAUCAUAAUGACCGGAGAAGGAGAAGGCAGGGGCCUCGCCGCCGCCGGCAACCCUAACAACCCGCUCUACUACGGGACUUUUCAAGGCGUCGCCAAUUACUACCCGCCUUCUGCUCCUCCGCCGUUUACACAACAAUCCCAGCCUGCCGUCGGUUUCGUCCAGCCGAUCGCCCCUCUUCGUGGCCCCGUCGUGAACCACCCUUACUAUGCACAUGGAUACCACGCCAUUGACACCGGUUAUGUGAUUGCAGAGGGCAGGCCUUUAAUUAGGGAAUUUCCCCUCCCUUGCUGUGGAAUGGGCAUGGGAUGGUUCUUGUUUAUUGUUGGCUUCUUCUUUGGUGGCAUUCCUUGGUACAUUGGGGCAUUUGUUCUACUAUUCGCACAAGUGGACUACAGAGAGAAGCCUGGAUAUGUUGCGUGUGUGAUAGCUUCAGUUCUUGCUAUGACUGCUGUUACGCUUGGGGUUACUAAAGGAGCUAACACCUGGUGAAGACCCAAACGUGGAGUUUGCAUGUUCUACAGAGUGAUCGACUCGUUUAUGCAGUUUACCAUUCAGGUUACUUAUUUGAAAGGUGGUAUAGCCGUGGUGGAAUCCUUAUGCUGUGCAGGGGGGAGCUGUAGGAUGGGUGUUCGGCAAUUUGGAACUCUUUUUUCAUGUGUUAACUGAUGGUUGUGGCAUCGAUCAUCCCUGUAAAUUUUUUACUUAAACUAGAAGGAAUUGGGCUGUAGACAAGACAUCAGUCACUGUUGAUUGGGCUGUAUAUUGAUGCAUUAUUACGUUUCCCUUCUCUUUCUUUGGUUUGAAUCACUGAUUUUCAGGCCCCUUAAUCAGCGUCGAUUAAUAGUUCAUUACACUUCGAGCCUAGAGGCAACAUGAAGAGAUCAAAACACUUGUUUAACUCGAUUGAAUGUCAUCUCAAGAUUGGAAUUUGAUCGCCUGAUUUGGCUACAAGUAAACAUAUACAUCCAAGCAAUUGGUGUUUGUUUAUGUAUUUUCAUUUGUUUGGUAGGUUAUUCAUCCUAAACGAGUCGAAGGCAAGUAGGCAUUGAAGUAAACUCACCUAAGUUCUUACCGUAGCCGGUAAUUUUCGGGUGAUUACUGCUGCUCGCGUCCUGGAAGACAAGCAGCCCAAGCGACUGCGUCGAUCGAAGCAACUGAAGUGGCGUUUCUACUUACCAUCGUCGGAGGGGGUUGAAAUAAAGACACACGAGGACC